Messenger RNA from Gallus gallus (chicken), 10954 nucleotides. Its product is annotated as transcription factor AP-1-like. Gene Ontology annotation, cellular component: transcription regulator complex. Gene Ontology annotation, molecular function: RNA polymerase II cis-regulatory region sequence-specific DNA binding; transcription factor binding; DNA-binding transcription factor activity, RNA polymerase II-specific. Gene Ontology annotation, biological process: regulation of cell cycle; regulation of transcription by RNA polymerase II; regulation of cell population proliferation. Lineage: Eukaryota; Metazoa; Chordata; Aves; Galliformes; Phasianidae. The transcript is spliced from 2 exons. The coding region runs from base 57 to 1664 and encodes 535 amino acids. The record is from RefSeq and is a predicted model, not a curated record.
GGGAGCCGCGGGAGGUGGCUCCGGGAUCGGGUCCGGGGUCCCCUCGCAGAUGGAGAAUGGACAGAAGGGCAAAGAGACAGUCUACGGCCGAGCACCGAAUUUCCGAACGCGGCCCCUCGCCGAGCCCCGCGCAGCCCCUCAGAGCCGGGGGCCGGCGGCGGGGAGCUCGGGGGAGGCGGCGGCGGCGUUGGGGCGGGCAGACGGCGGGCCCGGGGCGGGGCGUGGGGCCGGUGGCGCCGGGAGGCGGCUCAGUCCCCGCUGAGAGCCGAGGGCUGCGGGCCCCCGCCGAGCAGAGUCGCGCCGCGCCCUACAGCCGCUGCCGCCGCCGCCGUAGGGCGGGCACCGGGGAGCGCCGCGCCGCGCCCCGGCCGGCCGGCAGCAUGAGCGGCGGGCGGAGCGGGAGAGCCGCCGUGAAGAUGGAGGCGCCGUUCUAUCCCGAGGAAGGUCUGGAGCUGCUACCCGACUUCGUGCCGCUGCCGGGUUUCGCCGCCGCCGCAGGGCCCGGCGCCGAGGCGGCGGCGGCGGCGGGCCCGAAGCUGCUGCUGGGCGCCGGGAAGAAGCGCGACCUACCGCCCGCCGCCCCCUCGCCGCUGCCCGGGCCCUUCGCCCUGCGCCCGCCCGGCAGCGCCCGCGGCAGCGCGGCCGCCCUGCGCCUGCUGCCGCCCUCCGCCGCCCCGCCGCCGCCGCCCCCGGGCUCGGCGCAGGGCUCGGCGGCGGGGGCCGGCGCCGGGGCGGCGGCGAACCGCGGCGGUCCGGAGGCCGCGCUGGGCUCGGCGGCGGAGCUGCCGUUGCUGAAGCUGCCGCCGGCCGCCGACCUGGAGCAGCUGCUCAUCCAGGGCGGCGCGGGGCUGGGGCCCGGCAGCCCGGGGCCGGCGGCGGCCGGGGGGGCCGGCGGGCCGGCGGCGGCGGGAACGUUCCUCUACCGACAGCCGGUGACGCAGGAGCAGGAGGGCUUUGCCGACGGCUUCGUCAAGGCCCUGGCCGACCUGCACAAGCAGAACCAGCUGCUGACCGCGCCGCCUCUCUCCCCGCCGGGGCCCUGCUGCCCGGCCCGCCCCGGGGCCGCCGCCGAGCCGCCCGCCGUCUACACCAACCUGAGCGGCUUCAGCCCCGCGGGGCCGCUCAGCCCCUCGGGCAGCGCCUAUCCCGCCGCCCCCGCGCCGCCGCCGCCCCCCCCUCCGCCGCCGCCGCCGCCGCCGGGGCUGCCGUUCGGGCCGGCGGGGCUGGGCGCGGGGCGGCUGCCGGCGCCGCGGGCCCUGGAGGAGCCGCAGACUGUGCCCGACGUGCCGCCCGCCGCGAGCGGGGAGGGAGGAGGCAGCGCCCCGACGCCGCCGUCGUUGUCGCCGCUGGACGCGGAGAGCCAGGAGCGCCUGAAGGCGGAGCGCAAGCGGCUUCGGAACCGCAUCGCGGCCUCCAAGUGCCGCCGGAGGAAGCUGGAGCGCAUCGCCCGGCUGGAGGAGAAGGUGAAGGCGCUGAAGGGGCAGAACGCCGAGUUGGCCGCCACCGCCAACCUGCUGCGCGCACAGGUCACUCAGCUGCAGGGCCGCGUCCGUAGCCACCUCUCCUCCGGCUGCCACAUCAACGCCGCCGCUCCCUCCGGGCCGCCGCCCCGCGAGCCGCCCCCGGAGGCCGCCGCCACCGCGCCCGAGGCCGGCGCCUGCUGAGGAGCGGCCGGGGAAGCGGAGAGAGGGAGCGGGGCCGCCGCGCCGCGCCUGUUGAUUUCCGCGGCCGCUGUGUGAGCCGGGGCUGUGCGCCGGGCGGAGUGCGCGAGGCCUGUGGAGGUGUCGGAGGUUAAGAGCUUUAAUUUGCCAUUGAGAGCUCAGUCGUCCAGGUGGGUGCUCAGGCACUGAGACUGAACCCGAAGGAGGGCGGUGUUAAGUCCGGGGCAGGACAGGACAGGACGCGUUGCCGGCUCAGCCGUAGGAAAGGACGUUUCUCAGCUGUUAGCUCUGUUAUUUCUUGUGCCAGUGCGAAUCUGGGGCAUUGAUAGUUAUUUAUUGAAACUUGAACACUUUUGGAUGUUGCCUAGACCUUAUUUUUAUAGAUAACGCGUUAGUAGUGAUAGCAGUUCCUUGGCAAGAAGAGCUUUACUCCUUUUCUUUCACUGUGUACAUUCCAGUAGUGUUUGCUCUUUACUUAGUAUAGUAACAAUUAAGUGCUAUACAGAAAAGGGCUCAGAUCUGGGGCGGACUCGCUAUAAAGUGGCAACUCUAUUGUAUGCUGUUUGAAUAAAUCGCAGAACUACUACGGAGACGUAGAUUUAUUUUUCAGUAGAGAUCUAUAUACAUUUCCUCUUGGUCUACUUUGCUCUGAAGAACCUUUCUGCAAUACUCCGGAGACGGAAAGAGUCAGUGCUGGAACGUGGAACACGCUUCUGGUUGGGAAGAACUGAGGCAGUUUAUUUAUUUGUCAAGAUUUCACUAGCCGAAGGGAACAGCACAGGGACUUUUUCCUCUGAUUGCUUCGACAUAAUCCUCAGUAAGUUUUGGAAAGCUGUAGAUCCCCUGCUCGGCGCUUCUGCCUGCCUCGCUUCCGUGCACCCGUGUGCUUUGAGCAUCCCCGCGCAGCCCUGGAGCCGCCUGUUGGAGCGUGGAGGCCGCCAGUAAGAGCAGAGCUCCUGAGCCGGUCCCACUGUGGAGCAGAGCCCACACCUCUCCAGCACCGCGCUGCUGGGGCUCGGACAUGGAGCUCGACAAGGGCAUCCUGCGGUGGGGACCAUGGGCAUCCCACGGUGCAGCCGUCUUUCUGGUCUGCUCAGCCUCACCAGCGGCUGCUGAACACCUGCGUUACCUCUCCUGGAAAAAGCUUUGAAAUUCAAGAAGAGGGCCUGGGAUGGACUCGUGUUUCUUUUGCUCUUAGUGCUCUUAGUGCCGUUUGUUCCCAAAGUUCAGCACGUUGUUUGGGGCACGGUCACAGCAUUGGCGCAAGGUGGUGUGACAGUGCACUGGGAUUGGGGUGUUGCAAGCCAGGAUGCUCUGAGGGUAUUUCUUUUCUUAAUGCAUAUGCAAAUUAGGUAGAAGCCAUAUCAAUCAUUUUGUAACUGUUUAAUCACGUCAUCAGAGCCCGUUCUGGGGUUUUAAGUGCUUGAGUGUAAUGGUACCUUUUGCUGGUUUUAGGGUAGCUUUAGGAAUACCAGUGAGCAGAUUCUCUAACAAAACAGUUCUCAUCUUUACGUGGGUUUGAAGACUUCCUUACAGGCGUUCUGAGCUGGGUAGCUACAGUUUGUAGCAGCACCUGCUGCGUGAUAACAAGGCAAAAGGCAGUUUUCACUAUGUGGCAGGCAUCACCCAUCUGCAAAGUUGCUGCAAGACUGAGAAGUUGAUAGAGGCUGUUUUUUCCCCACCCUUCUGUGCUUUCCCUAGUGGGAGAGGUCAUGCCCUGGGGAAAUCCACUGACGUGAGGUGCUCGCCUUCACUACACGUGUAGCAAGUGUACUUCUUGUUAAAGAACCUUGGAAAAAUGCAUAGAAGUUAUGUGUGUGGGCAGCACUGUUUCAGUUCUUAGAUUAGCAGAUGAGCAUGGGGCUGGGUGAAGACCUGGUGGCAGGGCAGAGGAAGGCUGUGCAGUGCUCAGUGCCUGCUCCUCGCCCUUUGGUAGUGCUCCAGCCAGAACAUACUGGCAAUGCUCAGGAAGCGGGUGCAUCCUCAGACACAGGCAACCCCUGCUAUCCCUACUGAUUGUAACCAGCCAGUCCUUUUUGGUAUGUUGGUUUUAAGGCUAACAAACACCCUGUUUUAUCCCUUUACCCUUCCAGCUUUCAGCACAAUGUUGGCCUCUCGAGAGCUCAUAGACACCCUCCCUUAGCAGCCUGCCCUAUGCUCUGGCUGCCAUGUGAGGCUGGGUUUUGUUGAUGUUGCAAGAGGCUGCUGCUCCGCAGCAGUAUGUGAAUGGGUGAGCUAAGCGCUUCGUGGUCUGAAGCACAUGGCAAGGCUUGGACAUGCUGCUUGGUUUGCUUCAGGUCUUUGCUUCUUCCAUUGCUGUCUUCUAAAGUGGAUCAGUAUUCCUUUUUCCCUUUAGCAUCCCUAUAUCUUUAAUUAUGGAUUCUGUAGUUUAUUCUUACUGUUAGUAAGUCAAUUCAUUGCAGUGUUUUUCCUCUCUGUAUCAGUUAUGUUUUGAUUUUGACUUUUUGCAUGAAUGUUGGUCACUGUGAGAUGCUCAAAGAGUGAUACCAGGUCCACUUACACAACUUUGAUCCGUGUAGUUCAUUUUCAGUAACUGCAAGUACAUAGGGUGCUUAAGUGUCACUGUAAAAAACAAUUCACUUCAAGUUCCCCGGAGCCUCAGUGCUUUUCUCUCCAUGCUUCAAAGCUGUGCCAUGUUUUGUUGUACUUAUGUGCGCUGUUGCCGGUCUCUCCAAAGAUUGCCAUUGCGCUCUCAAGUCCUUCUGCCUUGGUUUCACAUUCCAGAUGCAAACCCACGACAAAUGGACAUUGCUUGUUUCUUUGCCCCAGGUGUAGCCUCUGCUCUGGAAGUGGUGCAGUCCCUUCCCUCGUCUGUUCUGGUUGCUGGAAGUUUGGUGCUGUGAGAGCAGCUGUCUCCCAGCAGAUUUGGAAGGCACUUGAGCUGAUGUCUUGAUCUAGAUGUGUCUUCCUACCUAAGUGCUGCAGCGAAGCAGCUUGACUCGUAAAUGACAUUUGUUUCUUUGAGUCACUGUCUGAUCUUUCCUGUCUUGAGUGGGAGGAGGAGGGUAUCUGUGGUUAAGGAGGUUUCGUUCACCUUUCCUUGGGCACAGAGAGGGGGAAGCCACACCAGCACCUCCCCCCUCUCUGCCACUAGUCCAGGUGAUGCCAUGACAAGAAAUGGGUGUGCUCCUCGGCGCCUCAGGCAGUGACAUCUCAGUGUCUCUGGCUGUCCAGGCAGUCGGUGUGGUUGGGAAGUGGUUCUUGCAGCUUCCAGAAUGGCUCAGGGCAGCCCACUUGGCCUGCCUGAGGAGCAGAUUCCCAGACACAAAUGCUCUUUGCCCUCUGAGGACUGUAGUUCUGUAGUAGUGGUGCAUCUCCAUUAGUGAAAGGGCUGAUUCUGGUGGUUGGUUUCUUGUGAACAGCAGUGGGUAGUGUUGCAAGAGAUCAGUACCUCAGGGGAUUUGGACUCUCGGCUGCGUAUCAUAAAUCACUGCUGAAUAUUGUGCACUCUUGAAAAAAACAAAGAGUAGCCAUCUAAGCCUUUUCCAUCACCUUGGAUUUGUAUUUAUGUCAUUACUGGCACAGGAAUCAUGAGCAGCUCUGUUAUUUUCUUUUAGUUACUUCGCUGAAUGUGUCCAUCUCACUUCUGAGAAGGCAGCGGUCUCCCCAGGUCAAGCCCCUGGGCAUUCUGCAGGAUGCAGCUGUUAAAGGUGGAAAUGUUAUCUGGCAACUAAUUUCUAAUCAGUUAUUGUAUAGUAUUGUUCAGUACUGUUUGAAGUGCGGAGGCGUAGUAUAUUUGAAUUGCUUGUUAUGCUGAAAAUAGGGACUUGGCUGCUACGAUGUGAAUCUUAACUAUUUGAGUCCAGGCAGCUUCUUGGAGAAACUUUCCCUAUAUCCAAAAUCAACAUGCAAGAAAAAAUUAAUAUGCUUGUAGCGUGUCAUCCUGCAAUAUGUUUUACGCAGCCUUCUGGAUUCUGAGGUGAAGAAGCAGGGAGUAACAUUUUUGUGUGUGUGAGUGCAGCUAUAACUGCUGCUGAACGAUUUUGCUUCUUCCUUACCUGAUUCUCUCACUUUCUAUGUUUAGCAAGGAGAAAAAUUGUAAUAUGACAUCCCCAUGUACAUAUUUGACUGGCACAGAACGACUUCGGUUUCCCGAGUGUUUUAUUUGCUGUUAGGCUGUAACCAGGGGAGACCACUGGGACGUUUCUGAGGCAGUUUUGUUACUUCUUGGCCAUUUUAUCUGGUCAGUGUUGUGUGCAGUGACUGUGAGCAUUCCAGCACAGGUGUAUGGUAACACUCAUCACUUUAACGCUCCUGUGAAUAUUUUGGAAGACCUGCAUCAGCAGAAAGGGCCUUGAACAGAAAGAUUUCACUGUGCAUAAUAAUCCUGCAAAUGGUGACUGACUUCUUGGAACCCACAGUCGCUUGCUGUGAUGCUGUAUCAGGAUUCUACACACUACCUGGUGUGAAAAAAGGCAGAACCUCACCUUCCUUAUAAACUAUUUAGUCUUGUCACAAAAAAAGUGAAACUGUACUGAGAAGGUGUUGAGGGAUUUUAUCUGAAUGUAUAAAGACUUAGGCCAUUAUGGUACAUCAUGGUAGAUGAAAGGUCUUAUUAGUUCUCAAUUACUCCUGUCCUCUGAUGUCAGAGGGCUCUGUCUUCAGGCUGCUUAGGAAAUGGCUUGCAGCUAUUUGUGCUGUGAAACUUCUCUCUUUGUUGUGGCUCUGAGGUGGGACAGGGGUGACUUCUGCAUGGAGGAGCCCAUGUGUGACAAACUAAGGAUUUGUUCUGUUAAGUGAAGGGAAGAUUACUAUAAAUAAUGAUUCCAGGGGUGUGGCCCUAGAUAAUUACCUGCCUGCCAUUUGCGUUUGUGUCUCCCGUCAACAGGUCUGCAUCCAUAGCAGGGCUAGUUUUGAGUUCAGCUCUGCUCUGGGUUCUGUACUGGUAACAAACAUCAUUUGCAGUAGAUUAAUAAACCUAUGUGUUGAUUUUUCUGGAGAAAUUAUGAUUUCUGCAGGAAUGCUUUGGAACAGUGAUUGACUACAAAGUUCUGCUAACACAGAGAUAGUAGAUGUGCUAGCUAGCUACCAGAACACUACUGGGUUCUGGUAUCUAGCACGCUUCUGAGAAGACUUACUUCUACUGCUACUUACUGAUUAAAAUCUAGUUCAGAGUGGAAUUGUAAGCCCCUGAAAUAAAUUCUGUAGAGUCUUGCUGUAUCCAUAACAAACCCCCUAUGCCAUCACAGAAAAUAUCUUGGAUUGCAGUCUUUAUUUAUUUUUUUGUUUAGCAAUGGAGCAAUUUGAAAAUCUUUCUGCUAAUUACCUUAAAGUGUCUUUUUCAACUGCGCAGAAGGGUAUGCUCCCCAGCUUCCACUGGGGAGUAGGUGGAGAAAAGUGAAACUAUUUAAAGUCAGAUUUCUCACUGCAUCCUCGUUCUUAGGCUGUGGACUGUCAUUCAAAAAAACCCUAACCUGGAACUUGAAAAUUGCAGAACUGUUUGAUACCAUUUUCCUGUCCUCUCCAGAAGACUUCUCACUACCAGGAAUGCGUGGCCUCCUGUCUGACACAAAGGUUGGCUUUUUAGAAAGGGUAGCCCUCAAAAAAAGCUGAUGAAGAUAGUCUUGUGGCUUACACAGGGCUUUUUUAGAGAUCACAUGUUGAGCUUCAGAGCUUUUUUUUUUUCCUCCUCUGUAUAAUCAACCUUCAGAUUUUCUUGUGAUGGUGGACACAAUCAGCAUGGUGGUAUAAAGUUAGUAGCUCAGGAGAGCCUGCUUAGGUUAUCUUUCCUUUCUUCCCUGGAACACAAAACUUGCCUCUCCUAAUGAACAGAAUAAGGAGCAGAACUUUUGUGGUUUGUUUUUUUUUUUCCAUUACUAGCUUGUUACCAGAUCAGACCAUUUUUUGCCUGUUACUAAAAUGGUAUGGCAACUCCUUGUGGUGUUUGAAAGUCCUGUGCGUGCUGGAACUGAAAUCACAGCACAAGCUGGUAGAUCUGUGGAGUGUUUGUGAUACACAGUACUGUAUUGUGCUCCCAGUAGGCCAACGGCGUGCACUGUCCUUCUUUUAUUCCUUUCUCCAUGGGAAUACAUGGGAAUAGUUAGAUACUGAUACGUGGAGAAACCAACAACAGUUAAGAAACAAACAAACAAGCAGGCAAGGAAUGCAAGGAAGGAAUAUAGUGAUUAUUUAAUGGUAAUAUUUAUUGUGCAGUAAAGAAGUAGGGAGAAUUAGGAUUGCUUUCCAGAAUGCUUUUAUCUUGUUUCACUAUUACUGCUUAAAUGUCUUCUAAACUUGUCCUCUUUGGAAGCCAUGUCCCUCCCUGUUUUGCCUGAUGAGUGGUAAUUUCACACUUACCCUUAUUUAUUUAAAGCCAUGGUAACCACCAUACUGAAAUGUCAUCAACUACAGUCCAGGUCUGAACACUGGCUGAUGAUGCAAAGGUCUGCUCUCUAAUAAAACGAAGCUCAUGAAGGACGAGUUCCAAAAGGCAGUUACGCCCUGGCUUCAAGCAUUUGCUCUAAUUUCAAGGCUUUCCCAUGUGGUGUUGCUCAAUAUGUAGCAAAACAAGUUCUUGCGAGUCCCCUGAGCAUUCCUCUCUAUGUAACAGAUUAGAUAUUCACACUUCAUUAAUUUUUUUCUCCUUUCCUCUGUCUGUCCACCCCCCAGAAAUAAAACCCAGAACAAAAGACCUAUUACAAGCAAAUCGUGGAGAAUUGCUUCUCUUGUUGCAACCUACCAUUUAUUGAUCACAGAGACACUUAGGGUAGUCGGGUCACCACGUUCAAUGUAAACAUUUAUUUACACGAGUAAUUUUGCUUUGGUUGCAGUAGGGGUCAAAGAGAAGGGAAUAAGUGUUGUAAUAUAGUAUUGUGCAAUUCCUGGCUUUCAAACUGAAAACGAUGAGCAAGCCUGCAUAGGCCUCUCACCCACCAAAAUCUGGCCUCUGAUUCUUACCACACCCACUCUUCUUAAUUAGGAAUGGGACUAUGGGCUUUUUAAGGUCAAGAGAAGAGUAGAGACCUUAAGGGAUGUUCUACUGUGAAAGUAAAAAGUGGGCCUGCGGUUCCUGAAAACAAGUUUAUCUGUUAUAUUACCUCUAGUUUAUGCUGUCUGGAGGUAAACCUUAGGAUCCUUGAGCAGGUUUUUCCCAGCAAACACAGCUGGCUCUCUGAUUCUGAACAAGUCUUGUUGUUGAAGAGACAUUUCGGCUUUUGUAUUUCUUAGAGUUGAAGGGCAUUCUUCCAGGACAAUCUCUUCUCUUCUCUUCUCUUCUCUUCUCUUCUCUUCUCUUCUCUUCUCUUCUCUUCUCUUCUCUUCUCUUCUCUUCUCUUCUCUUCUCUUCUCUUCUCUUCUCUUCUCUUCUCUUCUCUUCUCUUCUCUUCUCUUCUCUUCUCUUCUCGAGCUGCUUAUUUGAGGCUUGUUUCAUCUUUAAGCAAUUUCUGCCUAGACUGAAGGUCCUUCUGGGGUUUGAGGGCCCAAGGAUGUGCCCUCAGUACGAUGUUCGUGGUGGAUCAUGCUGUGGCAUUCAGACAUGCAUAAGAAGGGAGAAGCUCUGGUUGGGUGCAGGCUUGGCAAGCAGAAAUCCAUCAUUCUUUGAGCAGUGUGUCUUUCAGACCAAAUGACUGCAUCGCUUGAAUAGAGAUCUUCCAUCAGCUGAAACGAUAGGGCUCCUGCACAGUUGGACGCAGCUUUAGAAGCACUCUGUGUUUGCUGUUGCUUGUUUCUUGCUCAGCGUCUUUGUAGAAAACACUUAUUCACAGCACCACGAGCUUUGCAAUAUGGUGUCUUGGGGUAGCUGCUGGGGCUGCUCACGUCCUGUGGUCCUCCCUUGCAUGAUCAACAUACCCAGGGGACCUCUAGAAAAGGAGAAGCAGCCCCUCCCUACUGGUUAGCCACUAGCAUCCCCAGCUCUUUUUCUGUCCAAAAGGAGAAGUAUGAGCAAAAUGUCACUUCCUACAACUCUGAUGUUCAAACUCGUUCUUCCUAGGCCUUUGGGCAUAGCAGUGAAACAUACUUGUUCAGGAUAGCUGGUCAAAACAAAAGGUGGAGACAGAGCAGCUCAGAUUAGCCUCUGCUCUUGCAGUAGCUUGUGUGCAGAUAGUUAGUGGGUGGUUGUCUGCCUACAUGCUUCUCUGGAUUCUUACAAGUUGGGCUUACGUGCACCUUUGUAUUCUGCCUUAUUAAAUAAGCUGGCACAGAGGAAUCCUCUGAAAUACCCUUCCAAAAGCUCUUCCUCAUGAGGAAUUUUUAAAAAUUACAGUACUUAAAUGGGUGAAAAAAAAACAAAACCAUAAACUUCACAAAACCCUACUUUGAAUGGAUUCAGAAAUACUUCUGCUUUUUCUAUUAAACCUGAUUAUUUGGGGAGCUCUUUGGAUAGGUGUGCUGGCAAGCAAAUUGCACGCAGACCGAGGUAAUAAUAGUGAAACAAAAUGCAGUAGCUGCUGAUGGGGUGGAUUUGGUCAGGAGAGGGUUUAUCAAGGACGCCUCUGACAGCUUUUUUUCUGAUGUGAUUAUUUUUUUACAUUAAUAGAAGCUAUAGGGCUUAAUAAUAUACAACUGAGGAUUAUGUCCAUUGUAUUUUUUUUUUAUGUUACUUUAACAAACUAUGUAGUACUAUAAUCAAAAUGCUUAUUUCUGAAACAAAGUGGACGAUAUUGUUUGGCAACUUGCACUUGAUUAAAUGUACAACAUUUUCUUAAUUUAGUGACGUGUUUAGGAGAAUACUGUAACUUACUGAAUAUACAACAGUGAUGACUGUGUUUACAAUAACUUUACAAUUCCUACUGUUCAGCGGUAGCCAACUUGUUUAAGAAUUAAAAGUAAGGCAUACUGCAGCUGUCAGUCUUGGAAAAAGGAAUGCAAUCCUGCUACCACUAGACACUGUGGGAUGGAUACCACGGGUUUAAACGGCCGUGGAAUUGUAUUCCAAGUCUCUGUCUUAAGUGCUUAUGACUAAAAGGCGACUUGCCUUGUGCUCAUUAAUGUAUUCCUGUGUGCAGUACAUCAGUUAGAAAUCUGUUAAUGGUUGAUUUGUAACACUAGGACCUUUAUGGGGAUCACAGUGGGAUUUUUGUUUGUUUGUUUUUGUUUGUUUAUGAUCAGAGACUUAGACAUUUUGGAAUGUAUAACAUUUAUCCUUGUGCUGGAAUUGUUUACAUGCAAAAAGGUAUUUAUGAUUUUUUUGCAAAAUGCAAUGUGCAAUUUUGUACACGUGUUUUAAACUAAAGAGUUUAUAAGGAAGAUAUUGUAUGUACAAUACUUGGACAUGAGUAUUAUUUCUUUGAUAUAAAUAUCUAGAGGAAAAUUAAAGUUGCUUUAUAUUCAUA